AUGUUACAGCUGUCUGUUGCCUACAGAUACUCUUUGCUGUCAGCCACUCCUUGCCCCCCGCACUUCUGGCGGGGGAGUAGGUCCCAUAUUCUCUCUGAGCGGCCUCCCGACCCGCCCGCUUUCCCCUCGACGGGAGAGCACGAAUGGUUAAAGAGAAAGGAAAAAAGAGGGCGUGAGGCUCGAGCGCGCCCGCCAGGCCUCCGGCGCGUCGCGCGCGCCGCCUGCGAGGACCCGCGCGAGCUGCCCGUGACUGUGCCUGUGCUGUUUGAAAGUGCAGAACCCGUUAGGAUCUUGGGAGGAACUACCGUUCCAGCGGGUUCCGGAGCCCGUGCGGCCGGCUGCACGGCGCGUUCGCGCGGCGGCUCUGGCCUCUCGACCCUCUUCACUGUGGAGACGGGAACCGGCGUUUUCGAAGGACGCCCCCUUCUCUCGCGGCGCUGGCGCGGGCGGAGGCUAACACACGGGGGUCCUGAGGCUGAGGAAAACGCGCCAAGUUCCCCUCGGUGGAGGAGCGGGGAGACCCUAGCGGCUCCGGCGCCCCGUGAGCGCGACCGCGGCGUGUGGCGCUCCUGGCCUUCCCGGGCGGGCGGGCGCCGCCGCGGGGAUGUAGUGGGCGCCGGCCCCGGCAGGACCGAGCGGCGGCGGCGGCCCGGUUCCCGCUCCGCGAGCGAACGGAUGGUCACUCCCCCGCGGGGUGGACGAGCCCUGCAGCUUUUCCUGGCGUCGGGGCCCGACGGCUCGGGCCGGGACUCACCUGUCGCUGCCACACGCUUCCCCGGCUGCCCUCGCCGGCGUCGCCGCCGCGGACCUCGCUUGAGGGCCAUGGCCGGUGCAGCAUGUUGUGUAAUGAUGCUACUUCAUCAUGCCCAUUUCUCCUUUAUAUUUACCAGUGAUCAAGUUGUUCCUGCAGCACAGUCCUCACCUAUAAACUGUGAGAAGAGAGAAAACUUGUUACCAUUUGUGGGACUGAAUAAUCUUGGAAAUACUUGUUAUCUUAAUAGUAUACUUCAGGUAUUAUAUUUUUGUCCUGGUUUUAAAUCUGGAGUAAAGCACUUAUUUAAUAUUAUUUCAAGGAAGAAAGAAGCUCUAAAGGAUGAAUCCAAUCAGAAAGAUAAGGAAAAUUGCAAAGAAGAUCCUUUGGCGAGUUACGAACUUAUAUGUAGUUUACAGUCUUUAAUCAUUUCUGUUGAACAGCUUCAAGCUAGUUUUCUCUUAAAUCCAGACAAAUAUACUGAUGAACUUGCUACUCAGCCAAGGCGACUGCUUAACACACUCAGGGAACUCAACCCUAUGUAUGAAGGAUAUCUACAGCAUGAUGCUCAGGAAGUGUUACAGUGUAUUUUGGGAAACAUUCAAGAAACAUGCCAAUUUCUAAAAAAAGAAGAAGUAAACAAUGUGUCAGAGUCUACUAAGGUAGAAGAAAAUUCUCAUCAGAAAGAGGAAAUGUGUGGAAUUAACAACAUAGAGACUGACAGCAUGAGGAAUUCUGAGGACUAUAAUGAAAAAAUCCCAAAAGGAAAUGGGAAAAGAAAAAGUGACAGUGAAUUUGGUAACAUGAAGAAAAAAGUUAAAAUAUCCAAGGAAUGCCAGUCAUUGGAAGAGAACCAGAGACAAACUAGAUCAAAGAGAAAAGCUACUGGUGAUACAUUAGAGAUUCCUCCUAAAAUAAUCCCCAAGUGCGUUUCUGAAAAUGAGAGUACAAGACCCUCACAAAAGAAAUCAAGAGUUAAAAUAAAUUGGUUAAAGUCUGAAACUAAGCAACCCAGCAUUCUUUCUAAAUUCUGUAGUCUGGGAAAAAUAACAAACCAAGGACCAAAAGUACAAUCUAAAGAAAAUGAGUAUGAUCUUGAAGAGGACUUGGGAAAGUAUGAAAGUGAUAACACAACUCAUGGUUAUGGACCUGAACCUUCUGGAAAUGUUCCAUCUGUAAAUGUCAAUGAAGUUAAGCCCAUAAACAAAGGUACAGAACAAAUUGGCUUUGAGCUUGUGGAGAAAUUAUUUCAAGGUCAGUUGGUAUUAAGGACUCGCUGUUUGGAAUGUGAAAGUUUAACAGAAAGAAGAGAAGAUUUCCAGGACAUCAGUGUGCCAGUACAAGAAGAUGAACUUUCCAAAGUAGAGGAGAGUUCUGAAAUUUCUCCAGAGCCAAAAUCAGAAAUGAAGACCUUGAGAUGGGCAAUUUCACAAUUUGCUUCAGUGGAGAGGAUUGUAGGAGAAGAUAAAUAUUUCUGUGAAAAUUGCCAUCAUUAUACUGAAGCAGAGCGAAGUCUUCUGUUUGAUAAAAUGCCUGAAGUUAUAACUAUUCAUCUGAAGUGCUUUGCUGCUAGUGGCUUAGAAUUUGACUGUUAUGGUGGUGGACUUUCCAAGAUCAACACUCCUUUAUUGACACCUCUGAAAUUGUCACUGGAAGAAUGGAGCACAAAGCCAACUAAUGACAGCUAUGGAUUAUUUGCGGUGGUGAUGCAUAGUGGCAUUACAAUUAGUAGUGGGCAUUACACUGCUUCUGUUAAAGUCACUGACCUUAACAGUCUAGAACUAGAUAAGGGGAAUUUUGUGGUUGACCAGAUGUGUGAAAUAGGUAAGCCAGAACCACUGAAUGAGGAGGAAGCAAGGGGUAUGGCUGAAAAUUAUGAUGAUGAAGUGUCGAUUAGAGUCGGUGGAAAUACACAGCCAAGUAAAGUUUUGAACAAAAAAAAUGUGGAAGCUGUUGGACUUCUUGGAGGACAAAAGAGCAAAACAGAUUAUGAGCUAUACAACAAAGCAUCUAAUCCUGAUAAGGUUGCUGGUGCAGCAUUUGCUGAAAAUAAAAAUUCUGAGACUAACAAUACUAAUACUAAUGGGACCCAUGAAUCUGAUAGAAACAAGGAAUCCAAUGACCAAACAGAUGUUAAUAUUAGUGGAUUUGAGAACAAAAUUUCGUAUAUAGUGCAAAGCUUGAAGGAGUAUGAGGGGAAGUGGUUGCUUUUUGAUGAUUCUGAAGUGAAAGUUACAGAAGAGAAGGACUUCCUGAAUUCUCUUUCCCCAUCUACAUCUCCUACAUCUACUCCUUACUUGCUAUUUUAUAAGAAAUUAUAGAGUGUAUUUUCCUUGUGUAUAAAACAGACCUGGACAAACAUUGGUAAAGUUGGUUACAUCAAAGUCUUUAGCUAUCUUUUGAAGCUAUUGAAUAUUGUUGGUCUCUCUAGGUUUUUAUAUAGUGAAAUUUGAAAUACUGAAAACCAUGUUAAUUUUUAGAAUUCAUUUUCCUUAGUAGAGACUAGUGAUGCAUUAGCUUCAGGGAACAGACUUGUAUAGAUUCUUAAUUAUCCAAAAUGGAAGCAUUUGAACACUUUGGGAUUUACACCGUUAUUUUGUGUUUGCUUUUUAAAAGUGCUGUAUUUGUAUUCUCCAUAUUUUGGAGCAGUUACCUACAUGAUGUUUAUAGGUCUGUGGUUUUUCACUCAAACAGAAUCUCAUUCAGUACAUUUAGUUUUAUAAGUCAUGAAGCCAGAUCUUUGAUGGGCUGUAUCAGAGGCACAAAGUCUAGAACAUGUAUAUUCACCAUAAUGUACAUUUUGUGCCUUGAAUCAUUUUGGAAAGUGUCUUGGAAAACCUGGACAGUCCCUCUAUCUUCAUAAGAAUUUAUAUAUGUAUUUAUGAAGAUGAUUCUGUACUCUAAUAAACUUUUUUGGGCAUGGACUAAUUUGUAUCUCUUCAUACUCAUAACUCUGCACGAUCUGUAUAUAGUACAUCAAACUUAGAGGUGUGACCUUAAAUUUAACUUUUUUUUAAAAACUGGGAGGUCAAUAAAAUUUAAACUGCUAACAACUAUGU
Molecule: messenger RNA, 3810 nt
Organism: Dipodomys ordii (Ord's kangaroo rat)
Lineage: Eukaryota; Metazoa; Chordata; Mammalia; Rodentia; Heteromyidae
Gene: Usp1
Product: ubiquitin specific peptidase 1
Exons: 10
Coding region: 1-3072 (1023 amino acids)
Biological process (GO): protein deubiquitination; regulation of DNA repair
Cellular component (GO): cytosol; nucleus
Molecular function (GO): cysteine-type endopeptidase activity; cysteine-type deubiquitinase activity
Source: RefSeq, a predicted model, not a curated record